AUGGCUGCAACAAUAAACAACACACACUCACUGAGCGUACUCAAGCCUCUGAUCAAGGGAUGCCUCACCGGAUGCUGUUAUGCUCUCCUUUUCCACUGCAAUCGAUCGAUAUUCCUUCAUCUCCACAACUUUGUUCACAGUCCUAGCGGAGAUUCACGCAGGCCGCCGCUGCCUGAUCUGAGGAUGGCCACCGCUAGGGUUUCUUCAUCUCUCUCAACACAACUUCUUUUAAUCUUUCUAUUACGCCCUGUUUCAGAAUGUCGGAUUUUGAGCAAUAAACUAGGAAGCACGAACCAUGGAAGGUCCCUAUCCCUCUAUCAAGAAGCUUGUUGCGGGCUUGCCUCUAGCUCAAUUGCUGCCUUCUUUCUCCAGCCUUUCCUUUUAGCACAUGCGCGGAUCCCAACAGAGAGUUAUACUCUUACAAACUUGUUUGCCAAGCUUCAUCACAUGGUUAGACAUGAAGGGCCGCUGACCUUCUGGAGGGGCUCGGCCCUUUCUGUUAUCAUGCUGACAACAGCAAAUAUGGGGAUGCUGACAUCAUACAAACGGAGCCGAGACUAUCUGUUGGAGUCGAGAGGCCUCUCCAAAUGGAAAGCAGAACUAAGUGCAAGUAUCAUUUCUGGAUUCUCUGCAGCUGCUUGUAGCUAUCCAUGGAUAUACGUCGGGGGAAUCAAGCAUGUUGUGCAAAAAAAAUAUGCUGCUGGUGAUAAGCAUGCUUACAGAAUGAUUCCUCUUUUACUCGCUCGAAUUCUCACUCCAAACAAUGGCCUCAAAUUCUAUGUCCACUUCCUCAGUCAUUUUCGACAUUUGGCUGGGUUCUGCAUGUUGCAGUGGUGGAUUUAUGAGCGAAUCCACUUUGAGGAUGAGAGUGUAUGAGCUUCCUUGUACUGCCAACAUAGCCACUUACAAAAGAUUUCGACUUUCAUAUUUCAACCCCACUUGAAAUGGCAACAAUUUUGAGAUGUAAGGAGACCUCUGGGCACUGUCCCAAACAUUGCUGCUUACAGUCUGUGCUAAAACUUGGACACAUUUAUUUGGAAUAUUUCUAGUAGAUGAAAGUUAUGGUUAUUCUAUAAUGUCUUUAAUCCUAUCUCUGG
Striga asiatica is the source of this 1097-nucleotide messenger RNA. The record is from the annotation of a GenBank genome assembly. NCBI's taxonomy places the organism in Eukaryota, Viridiplantae, Streptophyta, Magnoliopsida, Lamiales, Orobanchaceae.